Molecule: messenger RNA, 1380 nt
Organism: Bemisia tabaci
Lineage: Eukaryota; Metazoa; Arthropoda; Insecta; Hemiptera; Aleyrodidae
Source: RefSeq, a predicted model, not a curated record
AUGAAGAAGUACCGACAACUUGCUUUGAUUCUGAUAACGACUUUCAGUGUAGGUACACUGUUGAUGUACAGGCAUGAGUACUUGAAGCUUAGAUAUGUCCUAGAAGUCCUCAAUUUUUUCGGAUCACCUCAAGAAACUUUUAACAGCAACUGCGCUGUUUUGAAUGAAACAUUUUUGGAUCAAAAACAAAGGCACUACAGAUUCUCCAACCCUCCUCCAGCAUGGACGAAAGUUGACCAGCAUUAUAUCUACUCAGCAUUUUUCAAAGGUUAUAAAGAUAAAGAUCUCAUUGAAGCGAUAGCAGUUGGGCCGCAUUCUAAUUUUUACAAUUUUAAUUGCCGCGUAUGGUUUUCUAAUAAUGGGGUCAUCAACUCAAUCAGAGGAAAAUUUCACUUCACAACUGUCUAUCACUCCAAAUCCAAAGAAACUAACAUCAUGAGUCUCUAUAUGUACAUGUUAUUUUGUGAACCAGAAGAAAAUCAUGACACAGUAUAUGGAGCCCAUGAACCUUACGGUGUUAUUUUCACAAAUGGCUCAAGUGUCAACUCGCGUGUCUUCAUACCAGUCCACCAUCAAGUUUCAGAAGUCAGCACAAAUUGGCAGUCAGUGAUGUGCGUGAGACCAGACAAAUCGGGUCUUCAGAACUCUGCACUUGUUGAGUUUAUAAGCUUUCAUCGCAGUAUCGGAGUCUCUGAUUUCAUUGUCUAUGAUAGCGGUGUGCAGCAUGGGAUCCUACCUAUUUUACAAUCAUUGGCUGGACGUGAUGGGUUUAGUGACAGCAUUUCAGUCAUGACAUGGAAUUUCCCAUUCUCCGAUGCUUUUAUUGAAGACAUGGUCAUACAACACGAUUGCUUGCUCAGGGCAGCAGAUAAAGUUCCGCUAAUUAUGGUGUCCUCAUGGCAAGACUACCUUAUCCCUAAAGUGAAUAAUUCAUUAAAGCAUACACUGGCUCCCUACAUAGCUCAGCAAUCACCCGUUAGUCUAAAGCUCAGCAAUUUUGUAUGUUGUACAAAUUACCCUGACAAUAAGCAAUCCCAGUUAUCCUGGCCAAUGGCCUUACGGAAAACUCAGUGCCUAGACCCUAACACCCUCAUGAACUCGAUUUAUAUUCAUUUUGACAAGUAUGAAAAUUUAAAUUUAGGUUUAAAGAAAAAAUUAAGAUCUGAAGCACUACCUUUGACUGCUGGUGUGUUGCAUCAAUAUAUUGACUGUGAUAACUAUCUAUCCAAACUAAAACUAGUCACCGAUAAACCAAUUUUAGCGAAGUUUCUCGGCAACUUCAUGACUGAUAAGUUAUUAAUAUUAUGGAAGUCUGGCUCUUUAACCAAAUUAAGGCAUUCCAAUAUUGUUGGCUUGAAUUUGCAAGAUUUUCUCUCUUAA